Molecule: messenger RNA, 975 nt
Organism: Sphenostylis stenocarpa
Lineage: Eukaryota; Viridiplantae; Streptophyta; Magnoliopsida; Fabales; Fabaceae
Source: the annotation of a GenBank genome assembly
AUGAUGCAGGACUCAAUUGGGAUCAAUAUUCCUGCUUGUUUUUCUUCUUCAGCGGAGAAGCAGCAUGGUGAUGAUCAUGGAGCUGUGACCCGCUCAGGCCAGAGCGUGUACAUGUCUGUGUAUAGAACGAAGGUUGCUGAUCACUGCCGUUUGAUCACCAUCACAUGGUGCAAAAACCUCUUGCUUCAUGGGCUUUCGGUGUCAGUGGAAGGCCCUGAAGGAGAAGAACAGUACACCUGCAAGGUUGAGCUGAAGCCGUGGUACUUUUGGAGGAAACAAGGCUCCAAACGCUUCAUAGUGGAUGGUAAAGCCGUUGAUAUUUUCUGGGACCUUAAGGCUGCGAAAUUUAACGGUGAAACGGAACCAACGUCGGAGUACUAUGUGGCAGUGGUUUGUGAUGAAGAGGUUGUGCUGCUCCUGGGUGAUCUAAAGAAAGAGGCAUACAGAAGGACUGGAUGCAGGCCAGCACUUAUUGACCCCAUUUUGGUUUCAAAGAAAGAGCACAUUUUUGGGAAGAAAAAAUUUUCCACUAGAGCCAAGUUUCAUGAGAAGGGUAGGUGGCACGAGAUUUCAAUCGAGUGCAAGAACAAGGGAAAUAAUGGGGACUCGCUAAGUGGGGUUCAGCCAGAGAUGGAGAUAAGGAUUGAUGGGCAAUUGGUGAUUCAUGUGAAGCACUUGCAGUGGAAGUUUAGAGGCAACGAGUCAAUUCAUCUCAGCAAAAUGAGAGUAGAGGUAUAUUGGGAUGUUCAUGAUUGGCUGUUUAGUCCUGGUUUAAAGCAUGCGUUAUUCAUUUUUAAGCCAAUUUUAUCAUCAAGUACUACCACUUCUUCUGUAUCAUCUUCGUCGCCUUCACUAUCAUCCUCGUCACCUCCGUUAUCUGCUGAUCAGAUAAGGAGUUCUGGAUCAGUGGAGGGAUUUAGUGUUAGUGGGUCAUCAGAGUUUUGCUUGUUUCUCUAUGCUUGGAAGGUUGAAUGA